Molecule: messenger RNA, 685 nt
Organism: Magnolia sinica
Lineage: Eukaryota; Viridiplantae; Streptophyta; Magnoliopsida; Magnoliales; Magnoliaceae
Exons: 5
Coding region: 1-528 (175 amino acids)
Biological process (GO): nuclear-transcribed mRNA catabolic process, deadenylation-dependent decay
Cellular component (GO): CCR4-NOT core complex; P-body
Molecular function (GO): molecular adaptor activity
Source: RefSeq, a predicted model, not a curated record
AUGACUCCAUUUACAUUCAGCAUCAAACUGGCUGCAGUUGCUUCUCGUAAGGAACACAUAAAUCUGGAGCAAUGGCUGAACGAAAAUCUGAGCACAUAUAAGGAUACUUUUUUUGAGGAUUGCCUCAAGUUCUUAAAAGAAAUACCUUCUGCAGCAACAAAUGAUGCAUCUGCCAAUCCUUUCCAACAUUCCAGCUCUGUCAUGAAUCUUUAUCUAGAGACAAGUUCUGCUCUUUUGAAGGUCCUUCAAGCCCAUUCUGGCCAGCUCAUCUCCCACCAACUUUCUGAGGAAUUGAGAAGGUUGCAGGCAUCAUCUGUGCAUGCUAAUCCAAGAUUGCAAAAUGAUGGAGGACAUGUUUCCAAGGGUGUAAAACCCAAAGGCAGGGGAGCUUCGAAGAAGGCUCCUGCUAGAAAGCAGAAAAUGCCAACUGCCAUUGAUAGUGAAGAGGAAGAGGAUAAGGAGCUUGAGCUGAAAGAACAACUGACAGCGUAUAACAUUGAUUCUCCUUCAGAUCAAACAGGUAUAUGAUCAUCCAUGUGCAGUAAGCUUUCGGAUCAAAGCGAAGCUAAGAAUAGGGUGUUAGUUGAUUGCAAAUUGAUAACCAGUAGAUGCACAUCCAUGGAGUUUUUGCUUGCGCUAGUUGAGAAGCUAUUUGGCUGCGAGAAGGCAUUGGAUCUUGUUGUUA